AUCAAGCACCUAAUUAAAAGCCCAAUUUCGAAAUGGCACUCUAUUAUAUUUUGUCGAUCAGUGUCCUGGUUGUCCUCGCCCAAGGAUCCUAUUUGUCGUCGGUGAAUCAGGAAUCUGGAGUGGGUGUGCACCGCUCUGGAGCUAUUUCAUCUGGAGCUCCAGCUAUUGGAUUAACACGUGGAUCCGCUGCUCCUCAGCCCCAACGCCCCAGCUCUGGCUAUGGAUACCUCUCUGGUGCUGUCGGAGGAUCCCGUCGAGUGCCCGCAGUGGGAGUGACCGGAUCUCGUCCUUAUGGUGGAGCUCUGCGUCGUCCGUCUGCUGGCGCUCUGGGUCGUCCAAAUGCAGGAGGAGCUGCCGCCUAUGGAAAUGCUUACCAGAAUCGCCAUCACAGCCAAAAGCCUUAUUAGGAAACAGCACUUAUUAUCAGCUAUUGACCAAAUCCAAUUGACCAUCUA
This is a messenger RNA of Drosophila erecta, 455 nucleotides long. RefSeq lists its product as uncharacterized. The transcript has a single exon. Lineage: Eukaryota; Metazoa; Arthropoda; Insecta; Diptera; Drosophilidae. The record is from RefSeq and is a predicted model, not a curated record. The coding region runs from base 33 to 407 and encodes 124 amino acids.